GUCUUAUUGGCCCACGCCCGGCCUCAACCUCCACAUACUCCGUAGUCAAGGCCUGCCUCCCCACGGCUUUGCAAUGUCACUCGCUCAGCUCUUCCUUGUCCCAAGCCGUGUGUUUCUUUCUUCCUUCUUGCUUUCCUCGCGCCAUGUCUAGGUGCUUGCUCGUCGAUGAUCUACGUUGUGUUUGAUGCCGUCGACGUACGAUAGAUUCCCUGAUAGACGUCCGCACGCGCAGACGGCUGUCCUCCAUCGGUUCGUGAGGCCCGCUCGCAAGGCUUGAACAUCUCGAUCGCGGCCUGACCCUUCACAUCGCGAAAGCCCUUUCUCGUCCCUAUCGUCCAACACCCCCCCCCCACCCCAGUGUCCUCGACGUGCGCCUUUCCUCGACCACCUCCUCCCGCCAGGCGACCGUUCCAACCCAGGAGGGCAGUAAUUGGAUAUAUCCCCGUUGGCUGGCAACUGUCGAUAGCACAUCAUGGACAAAGGCGGGGAUGCGGGAGGCCAAGCGGCCAAUAAUUCCAGCGACUUUGUCCGCAAAUUAUACAAGAUGUUGGAAGACCCGUCGUAUGAAUCCAUCGUAAGAUGGGGAGAGGGGGGAGAGAGCUUUGUUGUUCUGGAAAACGAGAAAUUCACCAAGCUGAUCCUCCCCAAACACUUCAAGCAUAGCAAUUUUGCUAGCUUCGUCCGACAGUUGAACAAGUAUGACUUCCACAAGGUCAGACAGAACAACGAAGACAAUACUCCAUCUCCAUAUGGCCCUAAUGCAUGGGAAUUCAAGCAUCCAGAGUUCCAGGCAAAUAAGAAGGAUUCCUUAGAUAACAUCAGGCGGAAAGCUCCAGCACCACGGAAGUCAGCCCAGAAUUCGGAGGACCAAUUCCCAGCUCAGCAAAUGGACCUCGUCAACAGCCAGUUGAUGGCUACACAGCAGCAAUUACAACAGCUAUCGGAAAGAUACCAAGAUCUUGCUCAAGGGCACAUGGUCUUACUACAGCAGGUUGUUCAAUUACAGAAGUUUAUCAAGAAUCACGAUGGGGUCAUGCAUAGGGUUAUCGGUUUCUUACACGGCGUCGACGCCCAGAGACGGAAUAAUCGAAUAAGGGCGCCAUUUGCUGCUAACGGGUCUGGGAUGGGCGUAGGAGAUCCUUUGUCGAAUGAUCCCGCCGAUGACCAUCCGGCAUCUCCAUUGCAGCAAGCAUCGGAGCUGCUCGCUGAAUUUUCCGCCGAGAGUUUACCAAACAAGGAGCUCGAACAGAUGACCCAUGACUACCACCUACGCCAUGACUAUUCGACUCCCCCGAAUGAUCAAUGUGGUCCCACCAUAGCAUCCCACUCUGAGACGCCCAGCGCUCAUAUUGGUUAUCAGGCUGGGAAUGACCUUGAUAAUAUGGUGUACCCCGUGGGGCACACGAAUGGUAUUGAUCCGAUCAACAGCGAACAUAUUCACAACAUCCCCUAUGCUUUACCUCCGAACGGAAUGCUCCAAGUGGAACCUAUGCCGGAAAUGAUCCCUGAGGGGAGUGCUUCGGCCAGCCGAAAGAAGGGCAACAUUGAUUCGGUGUGGGGAAUGACCAAGCCUCGAAUAUUACUCGUUGAAGAUGAUAAGGUCUGCGCACGCAUAGGAUCUAAGUUUCUGCAAGCCUUUGAGUGCGGCGUGGAGACUGCUCGUGAUGGACUUGAAGCGGUGAACAAGAUCAAUAAUGCUGCCAAUCAUUUUGAUCUUAUUCUUAUGGAUAUCAUUAUGCCUCAUCUUGAUGGAGUCUCUGCCACCGUCUGUAUACGAGAAAUCCGGCCAAACAUCCCAAUUAUUGCCAUGACUUCCAAUAUUCGGGCUGAUGAUAUCGACAUGUAUUUCCGAUAUGGUAUGAACGACGUCUUACCGAAACCAUUUACCAAGGAGGGCAUGUUGCGCUCCCUUGAGAAGCAUCUCGCACAAUUUAAGAAGACGGCGCAAUUCCCAAAUCCUGCGCAAAUGGCACACCCCAGUGGAUUCGUCACGUCGAGUCAAUCCCACACCCCAUUGGGCUUGAAUAUGACCCAACUAUCCGCAGCCCAAUCAAUCAAAGAUGAGACGUCUCCCGGAAAGUCACCAGCUCCGGCGACGACAUGGCAGUCGCCCAACCAGCUACCGGGGCCAUCACCCCUUGUCGGGAGCUCCCCGGCAAGUUAUAUGCAGCAACCUAUGAGAGAUACCGGUCCGUACGGAAUAACGCGCGGCACACAUGCUCACCCGCAACCGGUGUUUGCGGGUCAAAACCCGGCAGCUAUGGCAGGGCCAAGAGGCCAACCACACCGAAGGCAAAUGACCGAAAUGGCUGGAACGAGUGGACCAGAUGAACAUCCGGAGAAACGACAGAGGAUGUAUCCGCCACCACCACCACCACCACCACCUCAAGGCAACUUCACCCAAUGACAUGCAAAUCCUGAAGUUGUAUGCUCCUUAUCGACACCAUAUAUGCGUGGGGUCUAGUUUUGUAUAUAUUCUGCAUGGCCCGCCAUAAAGUCGGCCCCUUUCGGAUGAUCAAUGAUCAAUGCUUGAUGACUGUAUUUGGAUUUGGAUUGGAUUUGGAUCGGAGAUCCAUAUUGACCCAUCGGCGCAGGUGGGCAUUCAACUUGAAGUUCCUCGGCGGCGUCUGAGGCAGAUGGCUGGGGGGCUACUUUGAGAACCGCGUGAUAUUGAUCUAUCGACUCUGGCGGUUCUGGCGCUCUUGGGAAUAGAGCUAGCAGUCGAGUGCGUUGUAGAUUGAUUUAAAUACCACAUUACGACUUAAAUUUCGAGGGGAGAGCAGUCCUCCAUGAUCCUCCCAUGUAGUUCAAUGACAGAGAUUUGACAAUGGCUACGUUCCCCCAUAGGACCUUGAUAAGCAGCCUUCAAAUAGAACACUGGAGAUUGAACGGAG
This is a messenger RNA of Amorphotheca resinae ATCC 22711, 2894 nucleotides long. RefSeq lists its product as hypothetical. NCBI's taxonomy places the organism in Eukaryota, Fungi, Ascomycota, Leotiomycetes, Helotiales, Amorphothecaceae. The transcript is spliced from 7 exons. Bases 473 to 2407 code for a protein of 644 amino acids. The record is from RefSeq and is a predicted model, not a curated record. Gene Ontology annotation, molecular function: sequence-specific DNA binding; phosphorelay response regulator activity; DNA-binding transcription factor activity. Gene Ontology annotation, biological process: phosphorelay signal transduction system; regulation of DNA-templated transcription.